AUUCUCAUCCAUUCCUCAACAUCGUGACAACGACGGCGUACAUUCAUCGACGCUUUUUUCGUGUAAAUUAUGGUAUUCGUGUCAAAAGCUGUUCCACUGAAACUUUCGACGCAACCGGUGCACGAGCGGAUUCUGGACUCAUGUCGUAUCCAUGCAGCCGCCAAUAAGGACGCCAUAGUUUUUAUUGACGCCGAAACCACCACCAAGAAGAAGCUUUAUCGUGACGUGGAACCGACCGUGAACAGCCUGGCUACAGCCCUAGUCAAACUCGGAUUCAAGCCUGGUGACGUGGCAGCGCAAGCAUUCCCGAAUUGUCCGGAAUUUCUGAUUGCGAUGCUCGCGGUGAUGAAGUGCGGCGGAGCCAUGUCGAAUGCUAGUGCGAUUUUUACGGAUUACGAGCUUCAACUCCAAUUCAAAGACUCUAACACCUCUAUUGUGUUCACCGACGAGGAUCGUCUUGCCAGAGUCCGCCGCUCCGUCGCCAAGUGUCCGGGGGUCCGAAAGAUCAUCUGCCUGCGGACCUUCCCUUUGCGCGCCGAGUUUCCGGAGAAUGUGCUCGAUUUUGUAGAGCUCACUCAAACUCCCGAUCAACCAAUCAAUGUUGUGGUGAGCCCAGAUGCCAUUGCUCUUCUGCCAUAUUCUUCCGGUACCACCGGACGUCCAAAGGGGUGUCAGUUGACCCACAAGAACAUCAGUGCCAUGUUGGACAUUGCACAGAGCCAUUUGGAGACUGAAGUUGCUCAGGCAAUGUUUGGAAAGGAGAAACCUACUUGGAAUAAGGAGCACGUGCUUCUUCUGCUCCCAUGGUACCAUGCAUAUGGCCUCAAUACCAUGUUGGAGACGAUUUUAUUGGGGGCGACUGGAUUGGUGUUCAAAAAAUUUGACACGAUUGUCAUGUUGAAUCGCAUCAAGUUUUAUAAGGUCAAACUAGCCUGGCUCGUGCCCCCAAUGCUCAUCUUCCUCGCCAAAGAUCCAAUGGUCCCGAUCUUCAACGUGGCCCCAUACCUCAAAGUGAUCAUGUCUGCCGGAGCCACUGCCGGAAAGCAGCUCUGCGAAGAAGUCCAGAAGAGAUUUCCGAACGCUUGGCUGUGCCAAGCAUAUGGAAUGACGGAAAUGGUUCAGUUCACCACUCUGCCGAUAUUUGAGCACGGAAAUUGCUUUGAGACCGUGGGAAGUUUGGGACCAACUUAUGAGAUGAAGAUUCUGGAUAAGGAGGGCAAAGAGGUUGACAAAACCGACACAGUUGGUCAGCUGUGCUUCCGAGGACCUACCAUAAUGAAGGGGUACUUGAAAAAGGAAGAAUCUGACAUUAUCGAUAAGGAUGGAUUCUUGAAAACUGGCGAUUUGGGUUCAGUGGAUCAGAAGGGUCGUGUCCACGUCACCGGUCGUAUCAAAGAGCUCAUCAAGGUCAAUGGAAUGCAAGUUCCACCUGUCGAGAUUGAAGAUGUCCUCCUGUUGCACCCGAAGGUUAAGGAUUGUGCGGUAAUUGGGAUCCCGGACGAGCAGAAGGGCGAGUCCCCGAGAGCUUAUAUCGUGAAGAAGGACCAUACUCUUACUGAAGCCGAGCUCUCGGAUUUUGUUCAUAAAAUGCUCUCUUCGUACAAAUGGAUUGACACCUAUGAGUUUAUCGAUGCGAUUCCGAAGCUUCCGUCGGGGAAGAUUCAGAGAAAGAAGCUGAAGGAGAUGGCCGCUGGCGGAGGAUCUACGGAGAACUCGGAGGCCAGUCAGAGUUCAAAGGAAAUUUCUGAAAGAGUUGGAGAAAAGAAGUAGACUAAAAGAAUCUUGAACUGAGCAAAAUAAAGUUUGAUUUUAAAAAAUUAAUUUU
Messenger RNA from Caenorhabditis elegans, 1825 nucleotides. RefSeq names its product fatty Acid CoA Synthetase family (gene acs-10). The coding region runs from base 70 to 1770 and encodes 566 amino acids. The transcript is spliced from 7 exons. NCBI's taxonomy places the organism in Eukaryota, Metazoa, Nematoda, Chromadorea, Rhabditida, Rhabditidae. Gene Ontology annotation, cellular component: peroxisome. The record is from RefSeq and is marked reviewed.